UUGCUGAAUGCACGUGUGUUACAGAAUGAUCCCUUUGUGAACCGACCACGCACACUCCUUAAAUGGGCUUUUGUAUUUGUCAGAAUUAAUGAGAAAAGUUCCCUUGCCCUAGGGGUAAUUAGUGUCCUUGGAGUUAAAUAAGCUAAAACUUAGACACCUCUGGCACAAGCAAUUAUGUUUGUGUAUUGAAUAAUUGAUUCGGGGACUGCUAAUCAGAUAUGAGCAUAAUGAAUUGAUUUAAUUAACCAGGGAACCUGAGGAAUACUGGGAAAUGUGUGCAUUUAUUCACCAGCCAGGGACCCUAAAGGGGAGAGAACCACAUAAAUUGGAAGGGAAAGCUGAGCCUCGCCGUUUGCCGGCUUUUCACAGCGGCUUCGUGCAAUUUUUGAGCUAGCAGCCGCGGAAGGUGUGCGAUCAUUGUAGAAGCCCGCAACGCCGAGAGGUCGGUUGUCGCCGUUCCCCCGUCUUCGGGAGGCGAGAGAGAUCGCGGAUCCGCACCGACUCUCGCUGGCCGCCGAGGAGGGAGCGCCGAGCCCGGGUCUCCGCUAGACCAUGGUGUUGGACAAGGAGGAAGGUGUCCCAAUGCUUUCUGUCCAACCGAAAGGAAAGCAGAAGGGCUGUGCAGGCUGCAAUCGCAAGAUCAAGGAUCGCUACCUGCUGAAGGCACUGGACAAAUACUGGCAUGAAGACUGUCUAAAAUGUGCCUGUUGUGACUGUCGUCUUGGAGAGGUCGGGUCUACGCUCUACACAAAAGCAAACCUAAUUCUCUGCCGUCGAGACUACUUGAGGCUCUUUGGUACCACUGGGAAUUGUGCAGCUUGCAGUAAACUGAUCCCUGCCUUUGAGAUGGUGAUGAGAGCUCGUGAUAACGUCUACCAUUUGGACUGCUUUGCCUGUCAACUUUGCAAUCAGAGGUUUUGUGUGGGAGACAAAUUUUUUCUGAAGAAUAACAUGAUCCUCUGCCAAAUGGACUAUGAGGAAGGUGCAAUGAACGGAAGCUUCUCAUCGCAGGUUCAGUGACUGCCCAUGGCCUUCUAGAGCAUUGUGGGGUGAAGUGCAAUGCUUGCUUGCAACUCUUCAAAUAGUCCAGGAUGGAUUAAGUAACAAUCUCCAACACUGAGCAGUUAAGAUUUUAGAUGCACAGCUCUGCUUUAGCUGGGCAUCGCUUUGCCUGUACGUUUUGUGAUGUUGGGUUGGGGAGGGCAAUGUACAGUCCGUUUCUGUAUAUAUAAACUGGAACAUUUAUUUUACAUAAAUGUAUUGCAAUUUUAUUAUUACUUGUGUGCAUUAAAGGAGAUGAAAUGUU
Molecule: messenger RNA, 1306 nt
Organism: Amblyraja radiata (thorny skate)
Lineage: Eukaryota; Metazoa; Chordata; Chondrichthyes; Rajiformes; Rajidae
Gene: lmo1
Product: LIM domain only 1
Exons: 4
Coding region: 553-1020 (155 amino acids)
Biological process (GO): positive regulation of transcription by RNA polymerase II
Cellular component (GO): nucleus
Molecular function (GO): transcription coactivator activity; DNA-binding transcription factor binding
Source: RefSeq, a predicted model, not a curated record